AUGUUGUCUCACUCCCAGCUCUACCCCAGCACCCGGCUCGGGGGGGCUGUGAAGGAGGCGCAGAUUUUCCCCAGGGAUGGUGGUUAUGGGGUUUCUCCGGCAGGUCCCGGGGGUCACCCCGACACCUCCAGCUGCGGGAUCCCGCGGGGGUCCCGCUCGGAGCACCGGGGUCCAUCCCCACACCCCCGGGGUCACAGGACGGUGUCACUGAGCCCGCAGGGCUCGACGGGGAGGAAGGGCACAACCCCCCCGGCACAGCCCGCAGGCGGGGGCCACCCCCUGCAAACCCCCGGCAGCUCGUCCCGCUUCCCUUUUCCUGCCGGGAGCGUCCGGCCGACACCGAACAGCGCCGGGGCCCGGGGGAGGCUCCGGCCGGGCCAGGCACCGCUCCGAGGCCUCGGGGCGAGGCGGCACCGCGGCUGCCCCAGGCCCUGCCCGGGGACACCCGGCAGAGUAACAAAGCCCUGGAAGCGGCUUCCCCGGGAGCCACAGCCCGGCCGGGCAGCGGCGGGGCCGGGGGGCCCGCGGGGCGCUGCCUCGGGCCGGGGGGCGCCGGGGCCGGGCGGUCCCCAGCAGGUGCGGGCGGUGACAGCCGCCCCCGGCCCGGGCACCGCGCGGAGGCGGCCGGGCCGCGCUGACAGGCGGGAGGGGAUCCGGGCCGGCUGA
Molecule: messenger RNA, 666 nt
Organism: Corapipo altera (White-ruffed manakin)
Lineage: Eukaryota; Metazoa; Chordata; Aves; Passeriformes; Pipridae
Product: translation initiation factor IF-2-like
Exons: 1
Coding region: 1-666 (221 amino acids)
Source: RefSeq, a predicted model, not a curated record